Molecule: messenger RNA, 2493 nt
Organism: Cokeromyces recurvatus
Lineage: Eukaryota; Fungi; Mucoromycota; Mucoromycetes; Mucorales; Mucoraceae
Product: kinase-like domain-containing protein
Exons: 2
Coding region: 1-2493 (830 amino acids)
Biological process (GO): intracellular signal transduction; microtubule cytoskeleton organization; protein phosphorylation
Cellular component (GO): cytoplasm
Molecular function (GO): ATP binding; protein serine/threonine kinase activity; tau-protein kinase activity
Source: RefSeq, a predicted model, not a curated record
AUGACAACAGAUUAUCUACAAACAUACGAUACGACAACAAAAAUCAGUCGAAAUAGUUCUACUCGUUCACAAAAAGAAUGUCAUCAACGUUAUGUCCUAGCAAAGACAAUAGGAAAUUAUACUUUACAACAAAGUAUAGGUAAAGGAAGUAUGGGUAAAGUGAAAUUGGCUGUUCAUAAUGUGACUGGUGAAAAGAUUGCAGUAAAGAUUGUACCAAGAGCUAAUUUACAAUUGUUAAGUAAUCCAACUUAUAUGCAUGGGAAAACAAUACAACAAAUAGCAAAAGAAAGAGCAAGAGAAGAAAAUCGAGAAGUGAGAACGAUUAGAGAAGCCCAUAUUAUGAUGUUGUUAAGACAUCCAAAUAUUGUUGGUUUAAAAGAUUUAGUAUUUCAAGGACCUUAUUUCUAUAUUUUAAUGGAUUAUGUAAAUGGAGGUCAAUUGCUUCAUUAUAUUGUUAAACGUCAACGUUUGUCAGACAGAAGGACAAGACUAUUCUCUCGUCAAAUCGUAAGUGCUCUUGAUUAUCUGCAUAGAAAUUCAAUCGUUCAUCGUGACUUGAAAAUUGAAAAUAUCAUGAUUGAUAAAUCUGGGAGACAUGUUAAAAUUAUAGAUUUUGGGCUCUCUAAUCUCUUUUGUCCUGAACGUCAACUGACUACCUAUUGUGGUUCACUUUAUUUUGCUGCUCCUGAGUUACUACGAGCACACCCUUAUAAUGGUCCUGAAGUGGAUAUAUGGAGUUUAGGUGUCGUUAUCUACGUUAUGGCCACAGGCUCUGUUCCUUUUGAUGAUAAAUCAAUGCCAGGUCUUCAUGAAAAAAUUAAACGGGGUCAUGUUAAUUAUCCAGCUCAUUUGAGUGAAGAUUGUAAGGACUUACUCUCUCGUAUCUUUGUCACUGACCCUUCAAGACGUAUUAUCAUGACUGAUAUCAUUCAUCAUCCCUGGAUGAAUAAAGAAGCUUCUCCUAUUAAUAACCAUUUACCUUUUCGAAAACCUUUAAGUCUCCCUUUAAAUCCAAAAGUAAUUGAAAGAAUCUCUCAAGGUUUUAAUUUAGGAACUCCAGAUGAUAUUGAACGUCGAUUAAGGUUAAUUAUACAAUCACCUGUCUAUCAUGAAGCCGUUACUUAUAUUGCAGAUUGUCAUGCACGUCGACCUUUACCCUCUUCUGGUCAUCCUGUUCCUAUGAGUAUUGUCUAUGAUGAUCCUCAAUCUGUUCCUGCUGCCUAUCAUCCUUUUUUAUCUUUAUAUUAUUUAGCCUCUGAACAAUUAAUGGCAAAGGAAUUGGAAGCGAGCCACUUUCAACAACAACAACAACAACAGCAACAACAAUAUCGUAUCUCCACUAAAUCAGCUUUAUCGCGAAAGACAUCUGUUGAUUCUGUAGGUUAUGGUGGAGGAGGGGGUUAUUCUUCUGCCAAGAGUAGUCAGGGUUCCCUUAUAGGUGAUGAUACACUAAGAUUACUAACUGAUAUUCCUCUAAGUCAACCACCUAUUUUACCUCAAAUACAUGCUUCAAAGACAACAACUGGGAGCACAACUGGACUUUCAGCUGCUAUUCAUUCAACAACUUAUUUAAGUCGAAUUCAACGUUGGCUUCGUUCUUCAUUAUCACAACAUAACUUGGGUGAUAAUACAUUAGAAACCACUUCAUCUCGAGUAGAAAAUCAUGUUGAUAGCUCAGAUAACAAAGAAAAUAAACCCUCUCAUUCAAAUGAAUCUACACAAAUAGAGACAUUAAAUCUAGAUGAUCGUCCUACCAAACCACAGCAAAGUACAGCAAAUAAUGGAAGUAAAUCUUUAUUUCGUAAAUUAUCGCAUGUUUUCUUACGUAACAAGAACUCUUCAAAAAGUGUAUCAAACAAUAAGUCAAAUCAUCAUCAUACAAAUACCCCACCUCAUAAUUUAAACACAAAUGAAGAGGAGACAGACUUUGUAGUGACAACAAAAUCUGAAUCAACUCAUGUUCCUAUUAUUACAAAUAAUAAUGAUUCAUCUUUAUUAUCGUCGUCAUCAUCAUCGUCGUCGUCGACAUCAUCAUCAUCAUCGUCGUCAUCAACAUCCUCACCACCACCCGUUCCACCAAAAGAUACUAAUUAUUAUGCUUUACUAGCAUCCAAUUAUGGAAUGACUACGCAGCAAGCUAUGAAUCAUUCAACAGCAAUAAGAAAAUCACAAUCGAUACCACCUGGCAUGUCAAUGGCUACAAUAACAUGUAGACAAACAGCACAUACCAUUGAUUUAAACACUAUAACUAAUAUACCUACGCCUAUUGCAUCUAAAAUGGCAAAGUAUAAUGACCCUAUACCACCACCAUUACAAAAAGAGAAUGGAUAUCUACAACCGAUAUCUCCUGCUCAUAAUAUCUCUAGAUCCACUUCCAUGACCUCUCAUCGUAGAAGAGGUUCUGUAUCCAAGAUGUCCGAAAAAAUUGGUUCUUGGUUAACUCGUUCUUCUUCUCUCAAUUAUGAUACCAAAUUGAAUAAGAAUGAAAUUUAG